This is a messenger RNA of Triticum turgidum subsp. durum (durum wheat), 1389 nucleotides long. Lineage: Eukaryota; Viridiplantae; Streptophyta; Magnoliopsida; Poales; Poaceae. The record is from the annotation of a GenBank genome assembly.
AUGGUCAUCGCAGGCGAGCCAGAGCCGGAGGAGGUGGCCGUCAUGUUCUCCGAUAGGUUGAGGGCGGAGGAGGAGACCGUCGUCUUCCCCGGUUGGGUGAUGCUGGAUCGCAUCGGCCGCACCCACUGCGACGGCGACCUAGGAGCUGCUCGUGAGGCUGUCAACGGGAACAAGACCGCCGUUCAAGUCGAGAUGGACAGCGGCCACUCCUUCUACGUGUCCUUCACCCUCGCGCCUCCUCCACAAGGGGCCUCUUACCUUGAUCUCCACUGGCCGCUGGAAGGCUCAGCCAAAUCCGUGCCCCCCUACAAGCAGCCUGCCUAUCCCUUCGUCCGGGCAAUCGACAAGGACCUCGUCCUCUUCCACAUCUCCAUCCCGAGCCUGCCUCACCGCAACUUCGUCCCGCCAGAUCUGUUCGUCUACAAUGCCGCUGGUCACCCCCCCUCGGUGCAGCAGCUCCCUCUGUACAGGAGAAGGUCAUUCCUCAGGGUUAACUUCACCACAGGCAUCCUGCGGCGCCAAAACGGCAGCUACAUCGUUUCCGACCUCAAUGUCUACCCAAAAAAGGAGGGCACUGGUAAUAAUUCCAUGUGCGCCGAACUCUGCGUCUUCAACUCCAAUACACGGGCGUGGAGCUUCUUCAGCAAGGAUGCUCCGCAGCCCCAGGACCAGAGCAAUGGCCAGUUCCCCACCCUCUGGUCAACCGACCAUGUGCUUGCUUUUGACGGCCGUUUCCUGUGCUGGGUUGACUACUUCAGCGGUGUCCUGCUAUCCGACUUCUCCAAUCUGCGCUCCCGGGUGCUCCACUUCGUCCCUUUCCCUGGAAAAGGAGAGUACCCUGCUAAGGUACGGGUUCAAAGGUGCUUCCCAGACAGAUUCCGAAGCGUGUCCAUCAGCAACGGCAAGAUGUGCUUCGUCCACAUUGACAAUGACUUCCAUGAGAGAAUCCACACUGGCUCGCAAGGGCAGCAGCCUCGCAAAAAAAUCACCAUUUGGACUUUGAACAUGAUGGAUGGUAACUCCAGGUUCAAGUGGGAGCCACAUCGUGUGAUCUACCUGGAUGGUCUUUUGCCAAAUCCUCACCGUCUUCCCGAGUUCCCUAUCAUCAGCGCAGAUGACCCGGAUGUUCUGUGCUGCCUCUUAAGGAAGGAGGAAUUUCAUGGUGAGGCCUCCAUGGUCAUGAUUGACAUGGAGCAUGCACGUCUGCGGUCGUCUACUCCAUAUAUCAAUCGACAGUCUGUGGAUGAGAAGGCUCACAAAAACGAGUUUCUUGAUAUGCCCCUACUUCCAACUGUCUUCUCCAAACACAUUGAAAGGCCAACAGGGAUGCCAUGGGACAACCACAAGCUUGCAACUCGUCCUUCAAAGAAGCUUAAGUCUGCAAUGUGA